Gongylonema pulchrum is the source of this 765-nucleotide messenger RNA. The record is from the annotation of a GenBank genome assembly. Lineage: Eukaryota; Metazoa; Nematoda; Chromadorea; Rhabditida; Gongylonematidae.
AUGACAGUUCUGCCGACGACCCUGAAGUCAUUACCGGCGCCAUCAGCCCCGUGCUCGCCUCAACAAGAAACCAAAUUGCAAGAAGAUACACCCAAACGACGAUCCUCGAAGUUGUUUCUUGUUGAAAGCUUAUUGCCAUCGAUUGCUGAGAAAAAACCCAAUCCACCAUCGCCGAUGACAGUGAAUGCCGUGGAAUGGAUAAAUGGCGGAUAUGGUGUCAAGAAUCCGAUCCUUCAAUGUAGUCGGUUACCGGACGUAGACACAACGCCUGCUCCCGCUUCCGAACCCGGCCUACUAACUUGCAGGAUAUGCGGCAAGAAAUUCGCGCUACAGAGGCUUUUGAACAGGCACGCAAAGUGCCAUUCAGAAAUAAAACGAUAUUUGUGCACAUUUUGCGGUAAAGGCUUCAACGAUACAUUCGACCUGAAGAGACACACUCGAACUCAUACAGGUGUGAGGCCAUACAAAUGUGAUCAGUGCGAGAAAUCAUUUACGCAACGAUGUUCAUUGGAAUCACACCUGCGUAAAGUACACGGAACGCAGCAUAAUUACGGUUACAAGGAACGGAGAAGCAAGGUAUUUGUCUGUGAAGACUGUGGUUUCACGGCGCCUGUAUUCGACGAAUACGUACAACAUCUGCAGCUCAAUCAUCCGUUCAGUCCACAGCUACUCAAGCUAACAUCUACCGGUGUAAUGUCCAAGUAUCACAGGCUGGCCAACGGUCAUUCAUCUGCCCCGUGCGCAGCCAAAAAUCUACUCGGAUAA